GGCAGGAGAGAAGGAGACACGGGAGAACAGCACAGGACCACGGGGGGAGAGGAAGAGAAUAAUACCAGGAGAUUGGAGGAAAGAGAAAGAGAGAAGGAGGAGGAACCAAGGUCAGCCCAGCGUCAGGUCAAUGCGAGGCGAGGUCAUAUAUGAAGGCGAGGACAGGAUAAGGUCACACUGCCGAGAGAACACGAACCAUGAAGUCCUUUGGUGUUUUCCUCCUGUUGGUGGGGUGCUGUCUCGCUGCCUCCUCCGUCAGUAGAGAUGGCAUGCACGGGGUCUCCUCACACGCACAGCCGCAGUCACAGCCCCUCUCGUCCAGUUAUGAGGGCCCUCCGCCGCCUUACGACACACAGCCUGCCUUGUAUGAACAGCCACCGCAGACACAGCAUUCACAGUUCUCCUAUCACAGCUUUCAACCCAACUAUGUAGAGCCAGCGUGGCACACUCAGGAGACGGGGCUGUUUGGGUCGUGGGUGGAGAAGGGUCUGUCAGUGCUGGGUGAUCUCCUGCCAGUCGCUGUGUCUGUCUUCGCUGUUCUCGCCAUCUUUACCUUCCUCGGCCUCAUCAAAGUGCCCUACAUCACCUCUAUAAGCGAGGCCAGGGAGCAUCUGGGACGUGCCCUGGCCAACGUAGACGUGGAUCACCUGGCCAACACUGUCACCAUGGCCAUUGACAAGUACCGCGAGAUGUUUGGUGACACGGACUACUAGAGAGAGAGAGAGAGAGAGA
Molecule: messenger RNA, 732 nt
Organism: Portunus trituberculatus (swimming crab)
Lineage: Eukaryota; Metazoa; Arthropoda; Malacostraca; Decapoda; Portunidae
Exons: 3
Coding region: 198-713 (171 amino acids)
Source: RefSeq, a predicted model, not a curated record